Messenger RNA from Prorocentrum cordatum, 1467 nucleotides. NCBI's taxonomy places the organism in Eukaryota, Dinophyceae, Prorocentrales, Prorocentraceae. The record is from the annotation of a GenBank genome assembly.
AUGAAGAGGGCUCACGACAGGCAUGUGAAGGACAUGCAGGACCACAGGUCGAUCCACGCAUCCCUGCCUGAGAGGGUCGCCUUCAUCGAGAAGGAGCUCGGGGACUCCGCGGACAGGCACGCCAGGACGCUGGCCGACCUCAAGAGGAGCCACGACGGCCUCCGGGCGGCGCACGAGCAGCACCACGCCACGCUGCCGGAGCGCGUGGGCUUCCUGGAGAAGGAGUUCGGGGAGUCCGCCGACAAGCAUGGCAAGAUGUUGCAGGAGCUGCACAAGAAGCACGAGGAUCUGCACAAGAAGCACGAGAAGCAUGCCUCCAUCCCGGAGCGGGUGGCCUUCUUGGAGCAGGAGGUCGGCGAUUCUGCCGACAAGCACGCGAGGCUGGCGACCGAGAUGAAGGCCUACGGGGAGCUCAAGCGCUCGCACUCGAAGCACGUGAGCGACGCCGAGGCUCGCCACGGGUCGAUUGAGCAGCGCCUUGCUUAUUUGGAGAAGGAGAUGGGCGAUUCGUUCGACAAGCACGCGAAGCAGUUGGACGAAGUCAAGAAGGCACACGACAAGCACGCUGGUCACAUCGAUGCGGUCAAGUCCUGGAAGGCGCACCAUGCAUCAAUGGAGGAGCGUAUGGCUUACUUGGAGAAGUUGUUGAACGACUCUGCUGACCAGCAUGCCAGGAUGAUGACCGACAUGAAGAACAAGCACGACGAGCUGAGAUCCUCGCACAGCAGGCAUUCCAGCCUAGAGGAGCGCGUGGCGUUCUUGGAGAACGACAUCGGAGCCUCUGUGGACCAGCAUAGCAGCGUGCUCGACGACAUGAGGAAGAACCACGACAGAAUCCUGCGGGAGAGCCAGUCGCGCCAUGCCACCCUCGAGGAGCGCCUGGCUUUCGUGGAGAGCACCAUCGGCGACUCGGCGGACCGGCACGCGGGCGCGCUCGACGCGCUGCGGCAAGCCCACGGCAAGCACGCCCGGGACUUGGAGACCUUGAGGGGCAUACACGACAAGCACGCGUCUCUCACCGACCGCCUCAGCGCGGUCGAGAAGGUGUACAAAGACACCAUAAAUCAGAUCGGAGCCCUGAAGACUGGGUACGGCAACUUGGCAAACGACCUCGCUGCCAUCCGGAAGGUGAACGGCUCUGGCUCUAGCACGAUGGAGGAGCGGUUGCUGAACGUCGAGAGGCUAAUCCGCCAGGAACUCUCGUCGGCACACGAGCAGCUGGACGUGCUGGCGCAGUCCGUUCAGAGAGAGGCACAGAGCAAGUUGGAGCUCGUCCGUGGCAUCCGGCAGACCGACGCCCAAGUGACGCAGGUGAUCAGGUCCGUCUCGCCCGAUGGACGGGCGGCGCAGUCAUACUCCAGGGACAUGACGCCAGGCAGCGCGAGCUUCACCGCCGCCGUGCCGCAGCCGCUCCCAUCAGGUUUAAUAUCACCCAGCAUGAUGACCACGGCCUCACCACCUGCCAGG